ACAAAUAAGGGUAGAAAGAGAAGCAGUGGUCCAUGGGGAAGAAGAGCAGCUACAUAACAGAGUUCCCAAAGAUCAUCUUUUGCCUUAUCUUCCUCCCAAUCAAAUCUCUCUCUCUCUCUCUCUCCAGAUAUACCAAGCGAUUGAAUUUACCCAACCAAAUCGAUCACACCAUUCGCCGCUCUCUUCUUAUUCAGCCGUAAAGAAUGGCAGCUGAUCAGGGGAGGAAGCGGAUGAGCAGUGCCAAUGUUAUUGGUUUCAGUUCGAGGGAGCAUUACAGAGCCAAAAGGAAAAAGCUUGAUGGUGCUUUGCGUUCAGGAGGAGAUCACAUCAGUCUUGAAUGGGACAUCAACCGCAGCAAAGUAGUCUCUAAGAAGGAACAAGUUGGCUUAAGCUUGAGGCAUCUUCGUCAGUUUGUUGAUUAUGUUCCUCCUAGGCGGAGUCUCUUGGCACAAGUCUGCCCCGUCCCUCGUGAAACUUUCCAGCUGGAAAAUUUGUCCGAGGUGCUUUCUAGUGAGGUGUGGCGAGGUUGUCUGUCUGAUGGAGAAAGAAACUAUCUGCAGCAGUUCCUCCCUGAGGGUGUUGAUGUGGAGCAAGUUGUUCAGCAGUUGCUUGAUGGGGAGCAUUUUCAUUUUGGAAAUCCUUUUCUUGAUUGGGGGACAUCUGUCUGCUCCGGCAAAGCUCAUCCAGAUGAGAUUGUUUCUCAGGAGGAAUCUCUGAGGGCUAGUAAAAGGAGAUACUACGCGGAUCUAGAGAAAUACCAUAAUGAUAUUAUAGAUUAUUUGCAGAUGAUGAAGGAGAAAUGGGAAAGCUGCAAAGAUCCAGAGAAGGAUGCUGUUAAGAAGAUGUGGAGGAGAUCAAGAGAAGGCAAUAAUGCACGCGUAAACGGUAGCUGCCAGGACCUAACUGCUGCCUCGGAGUCUAGUUCCUGGAAUGAGGAUGAUAAGCCAUGCAAUAGUGAUAGGGCUGGAGAGGUUCGGAGAAGGCCCAAGAGCUCUGCUGUAGAGAAAGAAAAAUCUCAAAGUCCCUUGAUUGCUCAAGAGAAUGUUGUAAACGUGGGGGUGAAAGGUAGAAACAAGGAUAAGCUACCGAAACAUAGCAUUCAGCAAACUGAUGGUGCUAAAUACAUGUCCUACCUUAAGAUAAGCAAGAAGCAGUAUCAGAUUGUCACAAGCAUGAAGCAGUCUGGUAAAAGCAUUCAGUCGAAAGCACUUAAUAAAAUCUUGGGUAACAUCAACAAUUUGGAUGUUCAACCUUAUGGAGUGUUUGUGGAAGAAGAACAGAAGAAACUGAAUGCUCACUGGCUGCAACUGGUUAAAGAUCUUCCUGCAUCAUAUGCAAUAUGGAGAAAGCUACAGUUACAGAAACGAGAUGUAAUCAACUCUUUGGAAAGAGAACUGAGGGACAAACUCAAUCCAUGGAUGGAGGUUUGUUCAGAAAAACCUCUGCUGAAGCAUGAUUUAGCACCGGACGUUGAAGAUUCGGGAAGUUUGGGUCAAGUUUCUGCCAAGAAUCAAUCCCUUUCAAAGGAGUCAUCGUCUGACAGUGACCAAAUCACAGAUUCAGGCUGCUGCUUGCAACUUGGUGAACACCCCUCACAGGUUUCUUCACCAGAUCGUGACAAGAGCAUCAAUUUUGAAGCAAAUGAUUAUUCCAGCUCCAUGAAUGGCCAGUCUCUCCCACAGGCUCCAUUUCCUAGUGAGCCCCACGCUUCAGAUCUCGAAGAUGCAAACCCUGUAAGCAAAAACUAUGUGCCAGAAGAACUAGAGAAUGCUUCAUCAGACAAGAGGAUUCCUAGUAAUAGUUCAAGCCAUGGAGAUGAGUUGCAGUAUUGUUCUGGUGGUGGGGAUGUGUGGCAGCCAGUGGGAGGAACUAGGCAGUCCUACGUUGGCCGCCAAGCUUACACCUCCAGUGGCGGGUUGUCAAUAAUACACCACCCUGAAGGCGGUGAAGAAGAGAAAAACUAUUUCAUAGAACCUGUCAUGCCUGAAGAAGUUGAUAGAAGGAAGAUGUUGCAGCCGAGAGCAAACAACAGUUUUGGUUCUUUCCCUAGCAACGAUCAAAAUGAACUGCUCCAGUCUUUGUUUAAAAGUCAAGGCGGCGUGGCAUCUCACUCUCUUCUUAAAGCCCCACUUAACGAGGAGCAUAAACAGAUUAUGCCCAUUGGUUUUCAGCAGGAAGGAAGCAACAAUCUGAUGGAGGGAAGUCCAUUCUCUGCUCAGUUCCAGCAUCAGAUGACUGCACCACAAGCACUGUCUCAGGACCAGCCGAGACAGGGUGACAUCUAUGGCCAAGGAAGCUUGCCAGACAACAUUUACUGCGAUGGACGUGGGUUCUUGAUGCCGCGUCCGGACUGGAACGCCAGUGUUGCUCAGAUUGGAGUCACCACACAGCCACCGCUGAACACUGGCCCUUUGUUAAAUCAGAACUGGCAAUUUAAGAGCAUGUGGGCAAACACAAACGGUGUAAGCCAAAGCAGUCAUAACGGGAGCGAGAGAGAUCUGAACCUUCUCAGAGUUGCUACUAACCCUGAGCAGAUGAUUCAUAGGGGAAGUAGUUCAGAUCAAAGCUUAUUCUCUGUUUUCUCUCAGUGCAGUCAGUUGCGCCGUUCUAGAUCUGCUUUGGAGCCCGAAAGUUCGAGUGGUCAAGUGGUUGCAUCCGGUAACUACGAGAUGCUCAUGGCGGGAGGCACAACUCAGGCAGGCAGCAGUUUAGCUCAGCCUACGAAUCCGCUUGAUUACUUAAGCGGUAGCAACAACCCGGCGGCAACGUCUUUGAUGCCAGAUGAUGUAGUAUGGAUGAACCAGAGUCGUGAGAACUCUGGUCUCCAUGACCCACUAGGGAAGCUGUAUCCAAGGUCAUGGAAUCCGUAACCAUCGUUUGUGAAGUUUUUGCAUUUGCUGAAGACGCACCUGGUCAUUUUAAAGAUUAUACAAAACCCAACAUGGGUUUUUUCAGUUUUCUUGUCCAUUUAUUAUUAUGGUGUCUGUACAUAGAAAGAUAAACAGAGGAAUUUUUUGUUUUGUACAUAUUUAGGUUUUCAGUUAUGUGCUAGGUAUGAAACGAGGAUACUCCAGCUACCUACCUUUUUCAUUUGAAUCUUACAUUUUGUCUUUUCACUUAAA
Messenger RNA from Brassica oleracea var. oleracea, 3122 nucleotides. RefSeq lists its product as uncharacterized. The transcript has 10 exons. The record is from RefSeq and is a predicted model, not a curated record. Bases 204 to 2870 code for a protein of 888 amino acids. Gene Ontology annotation, cellular component: Ino80 complex. Lineage: Eukaryota; Viridiplantae; Streptophyta; Magnoliopsida; Brassicales; Brassicaceae.